Messenger RNA from Maniola jurtina (meadow brown), 4481 nucleotides. RefSeq names its product probable nuclear hormone receptor HR38 (gene Hr38). The coding region runs from base 319 to 2151 and encodes 610 amino acids. Gene Ontology annotation, cellular component: transcription regulator complex; nucleus. Gene Ontology annotation, molecular function: zinc ion binding; nuclear receptor activity; RNA polymerase II cis-regulatory region sequence-specific DNA binding. NCBI's taxonomy places the organism in Eukaryota, Metazoa, Arthropoda, Insecta, Lepidoptera, Nymphalidae. Gene Ontology annotation, biological process: regulation of transcription by RNA polymerase II; cellular response to corticotropin-releasing hormone stimulus. The transcript has 4 exons. The record is from RefSeq and is a predicted model, not a curated record.
GCCAGCGCGUAUACUUUCGCGCGCCCCUUCGCGAUCUCCUCUUACCGACUGACUGUGAGUGAGUGCGCGUGCAGUGAGUGCAAUGUGCUCGGCCGCAUGAGGAUCCUGCUUAGCGAACUGGGACUCUCUGGCGCGUGCCUCGGUCUGACCCUGGAGUCGCGCGCCGAUUCUCUGGAUCCUGACAAGCCAGCGCCAGGUCAGCGCCCGCUCCACCAUCCGCGUCCUUCCAAUUCUGUGUUUAUUUUCGCUUUCGUUGUGUAGAACCUCUGGGUGCGUAGACUUUGUGUGGAACUGUCGUGAAAAUGGCCAUAGGCUAGAAUGCGAGGUGCGUUGCUGACGCCCUCCAGCCAACACUGUGGCCUAAGACAAUUCCUUAGCACACGGCCGAGCGCCAUAGAACCGCGCUCGCCAAGCGCUUUCACGCCUAACUCGUCCAGCAUGCUACUGCUGCAAACACACAGCAACUACGGUUCGUCCUUCACUGAUUUAUUAUCGCCUCAAUAUCAAGAAGACUCUUCUGAAAUCUUAGAAGAAAAUUUAGAUCCAUUCCCAGACGUAGAAUUUCACGCACCGAUACUGCCUGAAGUAAAAUCUCAGCGUGCGACUCCAGUGAGUGAAACUCCAUCGCCUACUCUCGGGCCAGCUUUGCCCAGUUUUGAAGAAACAUACUCAGUUCGCUACGCAAAACAAGAAAUGGCAGAAUUCGGGAUCAAGAUGGACGAAGACUGCUAUAACGUUAGCGCAUACUCCCAUCAAGGACAUACAUCAACACAAUUAUUAUAUCAAUAUCAUCAACCAUCAUUACCUUAUGUUCCAUCGCCUUACUACGCACCCGCUCAGCCGUGCUCCCCGACGUUCGACACUGGUGGCGUUACAAAUACUCAAGAGGCUUAUUCAUUGCCACCAUUUCCUAGUACAGUGGAUUUACAUAUAUCUUCAGACCAAGGUGCGAGACAACGAAGGUCAUCCUUGCCGGUCCAGAGAUCGGAAUCUAGUAGUUCUAACGAAAGUCCCAAAUUACACGGUAGUAGAGUUCACUGUAUGCAAGCAUCAACACCGAGCUCCGCGUCUAGCUCGCCUGGCGGGACUCAGCAGGACAACGCGGGCUCUCGAGCAGCGCCACAGUCGCCGAGUCAGCUUUGUGCUGUUUGUGGAGAUACUGCUGCAUGCCAACAUUACGGCGUACGAACUUGUGAGGGAUGCAAAGGAUUUUUCAAAAGGACUGUCCAAAAAGGUUCCAAAUACGUAUGUUUAGCUGAAAAAUCGUGUCCAGUGGAUAAGAGAAGAAGAAACAGGUGUCAAUUUUGUCGGUUUCAAAAGUGUCUUGCUGUAGGAAUGGUGAAAGAGGUUGUGCGGACUGACUCGCUUAAAGGUAGACGAGGAAGAUUACCCUCUAAACCAAAAUGCCCUCAAGAGUCACCGCCGAGUCCACCGAUUUCUUUAAUAACAGCAUUAGUCAGAGCUCAUGUUGAUACAUCUCCUGAUUUUGGCAAUCUUGAUUAUUCACAAUAUAGAGAGCCAAAUCCGAUGGAGCCACCUAUUUCGGAUGUAGAAGUAAUCCAACAAUUUUAUUCGUUACUGACGACGUCUAUCGAUAUGAUAAAAAUUUUCGCCGAAAAAGUACCAGGUUUUGGAGAGCUUUGCCCUGAAGACCGAGAACAACUUUUUGCAUCGGCACGCCUUGAAUUAUUCGUUUUACGACUUGCCUAUCGUACUCGCCCCGAGGACACUAAACUCACCUUCUGCAACGGAUUGGUCCUAGAUAAACGACAAUGCCAGAGGUCUUUUGGAGACUGGUUGCACGCUGUACUUGAUUUUAGUAAUACCCUGCACUCUAUGGAUAUUGACAUCUCUACUUUUGCCUGCCUCUGUGCAUUGACGCUUAUAACAGAGAGACAUGGCCUGAAAGAGCCAAACCGAGUUGAACAUUUACAAAUGAAGAUAAUCGGAUGUCUGCGCGCUCACAUGCCUUGCGGCGGGAACACCAACGCAGCAGGCGCGCCGCAUUUCAGCCGCGUGCUCGGCGCGCUGCCCGAGCUGCGCUCGCUCUCCGUGCAAGGGCUCCAGCGAAUCUUCUACCUGAAGCUUGAAGACUUAGUGCCAGCGCCGCCUCUUAUCGAAAACAUGUUUCGUGCCAGCCUGCCCUUCUAAGCAUUUCGGUUUUCCCUUUAUUGACAUCCCGAGGACCACACCCGCCUUCACGACGCAUUCUCUUCAGUCUAAAGCCGACUCCGUUAUUUUUAUAAACGUAUACUUAGAUUAAAAAUAUUUUUCUAGAGAGUAGUAAAGGACUCGAUCUCCGCGGAAUCGGUUUAUGCUUGUUGUAUGAAUUAAUAAUUAAUUAUGGUAUUCAUUAUAAUUAAUUUUAAGUAAGAAAACAAUCUUACCGUGUAGGAACUUUGUCCAAGUUUGCUGGACGCUUAGCUCAUAAGCUUAAUUUAUUGUAAAUGUAUAUAUAUUUGUGUGAUUCUGUUUUAUCUUGUAAAGGUAUCUAAAUAUUUAGUAGUCUGCAUUUAAGUUACCGCUCGUAAUCAAUGGCAUCUCGUCGUACAAAAUAUUCCUACGUUAUUUACUUGUGUAUUAUUAAAUAAGAAAAAUCUAGUCACAAGACUUACAAAUGUUAAAAAUUUGGCUCGUAAACACCGAAUUUUAUAGAAAAUUUAUGAAUAAUUAAGAUAUUUGUUGAUAUAAUGAGUGUAAGUGAAAGAAAUGUGGAUUGCAAGCCUCGCGAGGGAGCGCUUCGUGCGUGGACUACGCGACGGGCUCGAAGCUCGACCCAGGUCGUAAAGAUGGAAGUUACCUUUUAGGCUUAAAUUAUUUUAUAAAACUAUUUCAUAGAAUGUUAAUGUGAAUUGUUAAAAUAAUAAUAUACAUGUAAGGUCAGAGAAAAAGUUCAGCAUCCCUAUUAUAGACUCCCAACUCCAACGUGUCUUAAAAAGUACCUUCUUAGAUAGGUAGCUUAGAAAUUUUCUUUGUAAACAUUACUAAAAUAUUACCGUAGUAGUAGUCACGUAAAACAUAUCAAAAUACUUACUUAUUUAUAUAGUGUGACCGUAAAUGCUAUAUGUGGCUAUAUUUCGUGCUAAGUAUAAAAGAUAUAAAUGCCCAUAAGUAAAUCGCAUAAAAAUCCAAUUGGACCAAUAUGCUAAAUAAAAUAUAAACGAUUUGUUGAAAAUAGCUUAAAGCACUUAUAUUUAUAAUAUUAAUAAAAUUUUAAGGAUGUCAGUGAAUGAAAUUCACGUUACAGUUUAAUAUUAGAUACUAAAUAAGUAUUGUCUACAAAAUUAAAUUAUUUUAACUUAAACAAAAUAUUGGAACUAUAAAUGUCAUAAAUCAACUAGGUAUCGCCCGUGACUUCGACCGACUCCGCGUGGAUUUAGGUUUUUUUUAAAUAUUCCCUGAGAACUCUUUUAUUUUUCGAGAUGAAAAGUACCCUAUGUCUGUUUCCGGGAUGCAAGCUAUCACUGUACCAAAUUUAAUCCUAUUCGGUUAAUCAUUCUGUCCCAUCCGGCUGUGAAAAGGUAACAGACAGACAGACAGUUAUACUUUCGUAUUUAUAAUAUUGGUAUUCGGUAUUUAAAUAUACCGCCAGCAAAAGCUCUUCGUACCUAUGUACCUACCUGAAACAUUAUUAUACCUACCUAGUUGUAAAACUGAGUAGGAUAAGACGCAUGAAAAUGUUGUUAUCAUACCUACCUAUGUACCACAUUAUUUAUAUAUUUUAUAAAGAAUGCUGUACAUAAUUGUGCUGAACUUUUUGCUCGUAGAACCAGGGCUCCUUAAUAUGUAUUAGUUAAUUUUAUAGAUUUAUAGGAAUGAAUACCUAACAAAUUGUCCCUUCUAAUGGUUCACUAUGACGCGAUCUUUAAAAUUAUCAUCAAACUGUACGAAUCAGAUGCCUACCUACUUCUUAAAAAUCCUCAAAGAAAAUCAGUGUCCUGAUUAUCGUGAAUUUAUGAAUUAAAAUUAAUGCAAAAUACCUAAUAUCCUUUCCUAGCUUUAGCAACAAUAAACUUGGUUGUGCUUUCAUAUCAAUACCUAAAAAAAUAAGAAUUUAGUGUUUAAUAGAUAAGUGUUCUGAUGAAAGUAUUAUUUAUAAACUAAUCUUCUGACUUAAGUAACUCAAAUAACGAGUAUAAUACAAAAUAUUAUCCUUACUGGUUAAAAUACCUAAAAUCAUCACGAAAUUUUGUUAUGUCCAACUUUCAUUUCAUUUUGCAAAUUUCGUCUUAGACCCUCAUUUAUUUAUUAAAGUAGGUAAGCUCUGAAAUUAAAGGAGAAUAUUAAUUUCGAUAUUGAUGUAGAUCUUAUAGACUUACAUUUCUAAAGUAAUAUUUGUGCGUUUCAUUAACUUACGACUUCAAUUGCAUUUCUUUUAUCUUGACAUAGAUUGAUGUGCUUUUGUUAUAGGUACCUAUGUUAUACAUUUUCUUUGUAAAUAUUUCGUCACAAUUAUACUGGCGCGUCAGCGUUACUGAACA